Carica papaya (papaya) is the source of this 1477-nucleotide messenger RNA. RefSeq lists its product as uncharacterized. NCBI's taxonomy places the organism in Eukaryota, Viridiplantae, Streptophyta, Magnoliopsida, Brassicales, Caricaceae. The record is from RefSeq and is a predicted model, not a curated record. Gene Ontology annotation, biological process: transmembrane transport.
UCGUUGGAGUUAAAAGCAAGAGAGGCCAUAAAUGAAGGCAGACGUAAGGGUAAAUUCUCUGAACCGAAAGGAACAGAAUUAGACAACAAAGACGAAGGAGAAGAAGAAGAGGAAAUUCUUGGGCUUUGGGAAAUUUUGUGCAACCAUACGCUUGCACAUUUGUAGAAAAAGAAAGCAGAAAGGACAAAACUUAAGACAGAGACACACAGAGAGGAGAAGAAGAUUGUUUGAGAUGCAAACAGAAGCAAGAAUGGGUGUCGUGGUAGAAGGAGGACAGAGGGGACUGAACUCCGGCCAUGGAGGAGUCUCUGUGGAUAACGCAGCGCGUAAGUUGGCGCAGCAGCAACAAGGGCAGAUCGGGACAGUACCCCAGCUUUUGGCAGGAGGGGUUGCCGGUGCUCUAAGCAAGACCUGCACGGCUCCUUUGGCUCGUCUUACAAUACUUUUUCAGGUGCAAGGUAUGCAUUCUAAUACUACAAUUUUGAGAAAGGCCAGCAUAUGGCAUGAGGCUUCACGUGUCAUAAGGGAAGAAGGAUUUAGGGCUUUCUGGAAAGGAAAUCUGGUUACAAUUGCUCACCGGCUACCAUAUUCAUCUGUCAACUUCUAUUCAUAUGAAUGCUACAAAAAGUUCCUACAUAUGAUCCUGGGACUGGAUAUUCAUAGGGAAAAUAUGAGUGCAGACCUGGGCGUACAUUUUGUAGCUGGUGGGUUGGCUGGAAUAACAGCUGCAUCUGCUACAUAUCCAUUGGAUCUUGUAAGGACACGCCUUGCAGCUCAGACAAAUGUCAUGUACUAUCGUGGUAUUGGACAUGCUUUACAAACUAUCAUCAGAGAGGAGGGUGUUUUGGGUCUUUAUAAGGGACUUGGAGCAACACUUUUAGGUGUUGGGCCCAGCAUUGCGAUUAGCUUUUCAGUGUAUGAGAGCUUGAGAUCUUUUUGGAAAUCACAGAGGCCUCAGGAUUCUACUAUAAUGGUCAGUCUGGCUUGUGGCAGUCUUUCAGGCAUUGCAUCAUCAACAGCAACAUUUCCCCUGGAUCUGAUAAGGAGACGGAAACAAUUGGAAGGGGCAGGUGGUCGAGCCCAUGUUUACACAACAGGGCUUCUUGGCAUAUUUAGGCAUGUAAUCCAGACUGAAGGUUUCCGGGGUUUGUACAGGGGGAUCCUGCCUGAAUACUACAAAGUGGUGCCUGGUGUUGGUAUAUGUUUCAUGUCUUAUGAGACUCUGAAGAUGCUUUUAGCAGAUGUUACUCCUAGAUUAUAGUUCUCACCCGUACCUUCAGCAUUUGUUUGCAACUGAAGUGAUGAGAAUUUUGAAUUGUAAGACUAGCAUGUUAGAGGUUAAAUUUGUGAUUUACUGAUGUGAGAAUUAUGUUCUUUUCCGUAUAUAGAUAGGGACCAAAAUCACAUUUUGUAUUCACUAAUCCAAGUUGUCUAUAAAAUUCAUCGUGACAUUUAGUUCGUAGGUGAUUCCUUUCAA